Molecule: messenger RNA, 7233 nt
Organism: Physeter macrocephalus (sperm whale)
Lineage: Eukaryota; Metazoa; Chordata; Mammalia; Artiodactyla; Physeteridae
Gene: CNTLN
Product: centlein
Exons: 26
Coding region: 1844-6049 (1401 amino acids)
Biological process (GO): centriole-centriole cohesion; protein localization to organelle
Cellular component (GO): centriole; centrosome
Source: RefSeq, a predicted model, not a curated record
UCCACUACUUUUCAAAAGAAUUUUUCUAUUUAUUUUUCAUUUUAGAUGAAAUGAUGCCCUUCUGAGUGAGUACCAAAUAGCCAUUGAAAAUGUACAUUUGCAUUGAUUUCAUGCCAAACAUGUGAAUCAUGUGAUUAGAAUUCCCAUAGUCUUAAACCCAACAAAGUCUCAUGUGCUAUCAGACCUAAUGCUGUAUUUCAAGUGACAGGUAUGGAGUAAGGGUAGGGAUCAAAGGCACGGGUUUUAGAGUUAAGUGGAUCCGUAUUCUAGCUUUUCUAAUACCAGAUGUGGGACUUCAGACAAGGUAGAGUAAUUUCUCAAAUUUCAGUUUUCUCACUAGUAAAAUGGGGAUAAUAACAUCUAUUUUACCCUCAUGUUGUGAGAAUUGAAUGAGUACAUAUAUGAAAAGUAGUUAUCACUGGACUCAGCAUAUAGUAAAUGUUCAAUAUGGUAGCUAUUUUUAAGACAGGCUUAUAUGUAAUUUUUCUAGUGUAAUCCUUUUAUGAAUUUUGUUAAAUAUUCACCUUCAGUGGGAAGAAAGCACAAUCAUCCUGCCUCGGCAGAAUUCUGACUGGGAGAGUGUCUUUUUUUUUUUAAAAACAUGUUUAUUGGAGUAUAACUGCUUUACAAUGUUGUGUUAGUUUCUGCUGUAUAACAAAGUGAAUCAUCUAUAUGUAUACAUAUAUCCCCAUAUCCCCUAGGGAGGGUGUCUUUUGAUGUGCUGACUAGAUUCUGUCACAAAGUGGUAAUUUUGAUUAAAUGAAGAGGUCAUCAGUUAAAGUGGUCACCUCCCUAUUUCCACAGUCCUCCUUACCCCACCUCAGCUCUCCAAGUACUCUGGAACCUUUUCUGCAGAGGACAGCGAUCUAGCUUUCGGUAGAACUCGAGUGCUAGCUCAAUGCGCAUCUCCUUACUAAACUCAUCACGAGUAGGACGUGUUUUAAUGACAGAAAAAGAGGUUAUUCAAAGUUUAUAAAGAAAGAAAGCAGGAAGGAAGGAAAAAAGAGGAUGAACAAUAAAGAGAGUUGGUUUUGUUUCUUUAACCACGCUCCAAAUUACUGGCUUCAAACUAGUCCAAGGAUCCAAACUGUGGGGAUGUGGGUCACACUCACUCUGAUACGCAGCCAACUGCGUAAAGAAGCUGACAUAAAACUCAAAGGAAGUCCUGACUCUUGCAAAAGACAAAGGGUGCACAAAAGAUAAUUCAAAUGGGAAAAUUGCCCGCUAGUCCCAGCUCAGCCCAAGGCUUUCCACAUCUCCUCGACAUCAGUCAGCUGGUUGUCAGCUGUACGUCAAGCAGUUUUGAUACAGGGUCUGAAGAAAACACUUAAGUGUAAAACUUAUUCCCUGAUCCCCAAGGAGUUUACAACAGCGCUGGAGGGAUUAGCCCUGUAACUAACACUACAGGGCGGUCAAUGAAACGUGACAAACGAGUUGGCAGAGGCCUUGAAGGCAGAAGAAUUCACAGUUAGGGAUCAUUUGGGGGUAGGGGCUUGUCAAGGAAGGCUUUAAGAAAUGGGAUAUAAGCUAGGCGCAAAGCGGCGGGUAGGAUUUUAGGCGUGCGGGACGCUGUGACGUUGCAGGUUGAAGACUGACCAAGGCACGCGGGGGUGGUGCGUAGGGCGGAGCCGCCUGACUCCUCGGGCCACGGCGCGUGCGCCGCUAACGCUCCCGCCGGGAGCGCUGCCCGUGGGAAGCCCGCCAGGGCCCGCGAGCGCGAGACCCCAAGCGCCAAGGCGGGAAAAGUCGGGCGCAUGCGCAGCUCGGAGCUUCGGGCUCGCUAGGAUGGGGAAGUGGAGGAGGAGUUUCCUAGAGGGAACUUGACCCGUUAGCAGCCGCGGCCAUGGCGGCGCGCUUGCCACCCUCACAGCUCCCUCCGCCCGCCGCGCGACAGUUGGGGCCCUGGUCCUUACGUGUCGGGCUGGGAGCUGUGGCACACGAAGUGCUAAGCGAGACUUCGGGUCUUGCGGGCGCAGCGCGGGAGGGCGUCGUGGACAAAAGCGAUUUACCCCGGCGGGGCGAAGAAGGGUCAGAGGGCCAGCGAGGGCCAGGGGGGACAGCUGCGGCUCAGGCUCCCCUCCUCAGCGCGCCCAUGGGGUCCAUGCGACUAGAGGGCAUCUCGGUAGAGGAGGCGAUGGUGACCCGGACGCAGCUGCUGGAGGAAGAGCUGAGCAGCGUAAAGGAGGAGCUGGCCCUGUGUCAGGCUGAUAAAGAAUUCGUAUGGUCUUUGUGGAAACGUCUCCAGGUGACAAACCCAGAUCUCACACAAGCAGUCAGUUUGGUUGUGGAAAGAGAAAAACAGAAAUCCGAAGCAAAAGAUAGAAAAGUUUUAGAAAUUCUGCAAGUCAAGGAUGCUAAAAUACAAGAAUUGGAACAGAGAGAAUCAGGACUAAAACAGGAAAUAAAUGACCUUGUGAAACAGAAGAUUGCAGUAGAUGAAGAAAAUGCUUUCUUAAGGAAAGAAUUCAGUGACUUGCAGAAGAAAUUUAAAGAUAAAAGUCAAGAAGUUAAGGACACUAAGGAGUGUGUACAGAAUAAGGAAGAGCAAAACAGACUGGUUAUAAAAAAUCUGAAGGAGGAAAAUGAGAAAUUAAGUACCCACUGCACUGACCUGCUAAAUGACCUGGAGAAACUGAGGAAGGAGGAAGCACACUGGAGAAAAGAAAAGUGUAGCAUUGAUGCAAAAAUAAAGGCCUUUGAAGACAAUUUAAUCGAAGCAAGGAAAGAAAUUGAAGUUUCACAGAGUAAAUAUAAUGCUCUAUCAUUACAGUUGAAUAAUAAACAGACUGAACUUAUCCAGAAGGAUAUGGAUAUUACCCUUGUCAGGAAAGAGUUGCAGGAGCUGCAGAAUCUGUACAAACAGAACAGUGUGCAUACAGCACAGCAAGCAGAACUGAUCCAGCAGCUUCAGCUUCUGAAUAUGGACACACAGAAGGUACUGAGGAACCAGGAAGAUGUUCACACAGCUGAAAGUAUAUCGUAUCAAAAACUUUACAAUGAGUUCCAUAUUUGGUUUGAAACCACAAAAUCAAGUGAAGCUAUGCUCCGACAAAGUGUUGUUAAUCUUCAGGAUAAGCUAUUUCAAAAAGAGCGGGAAAAUGCUAAAUUAAAAGAAAAGCUUCAGGAGUCACAAGGAGCACUCUAUCCUUUACCUCAAGAAUAUGAUUCAGACCACUCAGAACAGCCACCUUUAUCGAGCUUAGAAACCUUAAUGGUCUCACAGAAGUCUGAAAUUGAGUAUUUACAGGAGAAACUGAAAAUAGCAAAUGAAAAACUAUCAGAGAACAGAUCUACCAACAAGGGUUCUUCAGAGAAGAGCAUCUUGACAAGUACUGAAAGGAAACAUAAGGAACCACCUGUGAAACGCUCAAGGUCUUUGUCCCCAAAGAGCUCUUUCUUAGACUCAGAGGAGCUAAAGAAGCUGAGAAAUGCUGAAAGAAAGAUUGAAAACUUAGAGAAGGCACUACAGCUAAAGAGCCAAGAAAAUGAUGAGCUAAGAGAUGCCCAUGAAAAACACAAGGAAAGGCUACAGAUGUUACAGACCAACUACAGAGCAGUAAAAGAGCAAUUAAAACAGUGGGAAGAAGGCAGUGGCAUGAUGGAAAUCAGGAAAAUAAAGAGAGCAGAUCCCCAAAAACUUCGACAAGAAGAUUCUGACGCUGUAUGGAAUGAACUGGCCUAUUUCAAAAGGGAGAACCAGGAGCUAAUGAUUCAAAAGAUGAAUCUUCAAGAAGAAUUGGAUAAACUUAAAGUACAUAUGCCUGUUGAUAAAGCAGCAAUACAAGAAUUGAAUACAUUUAUGGCAGAGAGAAGAGAAGAAGAACUCUUUAGAUACGGUGAAGAUGAUGGGGUCAAGAAGAGUACUCCAGAGAAGAAUUGGAAAGAAAUGUCGGAGCAGACAUUGCAGAAGGUCAUUGAAUUGGAAAAUCGGCUAAAAUCUUUUGAGAGAAGGUCACGAAAAUUAAAAGAAGGGAAUAAAAAAUUAAUAAAAGAAAAUGAUUUCCUGAAAACCCUUGUAAAACAGCAACAAGAAGACGCAAAGACCAGAGAAAAAGAGCUGGAACAACUGCAAAAGGGAAGUAAAGAUGUAGAAAAAGACAAAGCUGAACUUCAAGCAAAACUCAGUGAGCUGGAGAUAGAAGUCACUUCCCUAAGGAGACAAGUGGCAGAAGCUAAUGAGUUGAGAAAUGAAAAUGAAGAGCUGAUGAAUUCAGUGGAGAAAUUACAGCGUUCAGCAGACAAAGCUAAAUCUGAGAUGGCCACCACAGAAGUGAGAUCUGGAUCUAGACAAUCUGAUUGUAAGGCAACCACUACAAAGGUUAAAUUUAAAGCGGCCAAGAAGAAGUGCUCCGUGGGUCGUUACCACACUGUUCUCAAUCACUCCAUCAAGGUCAUGAGCAAUGUGUUUGAGAACCUCAGCAAGGACGACUGGGAGGAUGUGUGUGAAAGCAGUGAUUCUGAAAUACAGACCUUACAAAAUUUGGGAACAAUUAUUGUAGAAACAUCCCAGAAAAUAAGUCCUACAGAGGAUAGAGGAGACCAGAAAGAAAACCAAACAGAAGACAGCCAAAUGCAAGGAAAAGAAAUAGUACAAAUAUAUCCAAAUGUAAAUGGAAAGACUCCAAAGAAUUAUUUUCACAAGAAUGCCAAAAAACCAACUUUUCAAAAGAAGAAUAGUAAUAUUCAAAAGAGUUCACAUACGGCAGGUCCUACCAGAGUUAACAGAGAAAAUUGGAAAAAUAUAACGGCCCAGAAGUCAAAUAGCGGUAUUAUUUUAUUACGAGAACGUAUAGUAUCCUUGCAACAACAGAACAGUGUACUUUUGAAUGCCAAAAAAGCAGCAGAACUGGCUAUUAAAGAAUAUAAAGAAGUCAAUGAAAAGCUCCUUCACCAGCAGCAAGUGUCUGAUCAGCGGUUUCAAACAAGCAGACAGACAAUAAAGAAGCUAAAUUUGGAUUUGGCUGAGCUUCGGAAAGAAAAAGAAGAUUUACUAAAGAAAUUGGAGUCUUCAUCCGAAAUCACAAGUUUGGCUGAAGAAGUUGACCGGAUAACUGUUCCACGGAUACAAGUUACAUCACUUGGCCCUUCAAGGAGCAUGGAUUUGGAAAUGAAGCAAUUGCAGUGUAAACUAAAGAAUGCAACUAAUGAACUCACUAAACAAUCAUCAAACUUGAAGUCUCUGAAAUUUGAACUCCUAGCAAAAGAAGAACACAUAAAGGAAAUGCAUGAAAAGAUGUCUCGAAUGGAGAGAGAUAUAACCAUGAAAAGACAUUUGAUAGAGGACUUGAAAUUUCGACAGAAAGUAAAUUUGGAAAGUAAUGAGAGUAUUAAUGAAAUGCUAGAAAAUCUUGAAAAAAAGGUGAAAACAUUAACUGAAGAGUGUUCCAACAAGAAGGUAUCAAUCGAUUCACUAAAACAAAGACUUAGUGUCUCUGUAAAAGAGAAGUCACAGUAUGAACAGAUGUAUCAGAGAACUAAAGAGGAGUUAGAAAAAAAGGAUCUCAAGCUUACUUUCCUCAUAUCAAAAAUAAAUGAGGCUGAAUCUGCCAUGGCAGAAAUUGAAACAGCAGCAUCUAAGCAUCUUCAAGGAUUAGCAAUGCAAAGUGAGCAGGCCCUAGAAGGUGCACAGAAGAAAUUGCUGCUAGCCAAUGAGAAAGUGGAAGAGUUCACCAUAUUUGUGAAGGCUUUGGUCAGAGAGUUACAAAAUGAUGUCCAUUCAAUAAGGCGACAAAUCAGAGAACUUAAAAAGAUGCAGAAAAACAGGGAUGCUUGUAAAACCUCAACCCAUAAAGCCCAGACCUUGGCAGCGUCUAUCCUGAACAUUUCACGGUCAGAUCUAGAGGAAAUAUUGGACACAGAAGAUGAAGAAGAAAUGGAAAGGACAAAGAUCGAUGCUGAAAAUGACAAGGAAUGGCUGUUGUACAUUCAGAAACUUCUUGAAGGACAGCUUCCUUUGGCCACAUAUUUACUAGAAGCAGUACUGGAGAAAAUAAAUGAAAAAAAGAAACUAGUUGAAGAAUAUUUUGCAAUUAUGAAAGAUAUUAGAUGAUAUUAUGAUUAAGAACAUUUUUUCAAACGUGAAUACUUUAUGUGGUGUGAUCGGAAAACAUGCAUUGCAGUCCUGAUAACAGUAUCUGCUCCAACUAUCAAUAAUCAGGGUCAAUACCAAAAUAAGAAGUCUGUGAAACCAAUUAAUUGCUGCACAAGUGAAACUAAUUAAGUGCACAGCCAUUUAGAAGGAAAUAGUGUAGCAUUUGAUUGUUGAAUACAAAUAUUGCCACAAAUCAAUGCAAACUUGAAAAUGAUAUUCUUUCCAGUAUAUUAGAAGGAAUUAGAACAAGCUUGGCAUACACAAAUUGGUCUGAAUAGCAAAAGAAAAAAGUGUGAACUGAGGAUUUAAUGUUCUGAGUUUUAUAAAGACACUACACUUUUUACAUAAACCUGCUAUAAAUGGCCUUAAAUCACCUGAUGAGCAACACAUUUGAAUUGUAAACAAAUAUAAAGUAAAGCAUUAUCACUUAAGGAUGAGCAUUUAAUGAAAUAAAUGGUGUGGUCCAAUUGUAUCUGUUCUCAGUCUACUGGGUUAUAUAGGAGAUAUUGUAUUUUCCUAGAACAGUUCAGCAAAAAUAAAAACAUUUUCUCCUUUGCUCCCUCUGUUUUUUUUUAACUCGCAGUAUUUUGUGUGGUCAUACAAAUUAGCAAGGGCCACAAACCCAGUGUAUUAGUUAGGCUAGUUCUCACAGUGUGCUAAUUAAAUUAAAUUCUUAACAAUGAGCAUCUAUCCUUAUUUAGAUUCCCGAACAUUCCCAAGCCAUUUCCCAUCUUUCUGUGUUGCUGCCACACCUGACUUUUUGGUUCUUCCAAUUCACCAGACUUGUGCCUGCCUCCAGCCUUUGCCCUUGCUGUUCUCUCUUUGUAGAAUACUCUGUACUCUUUUCUCAUGACUGGCUCCUGCGUAUCAUUCAGGUUUACCUUACAUAUUUCCUCAAAGAAGCAUUCCCUGGCCAUCUUGCUAUUAAUUUCCUUUAUAACACAAAAGCAUCUUUUACCUCUUCACUUAUUUUCUUGUUAUCCCCCCUCCCCUGCUUUAAAAUAUAGAUCCCAUGAGGUUAAGGCAAGGGUUGGCAAAUCAUGACCCACAGGCCAAAUCUGGCCUGCUACCUGUUUUUGUGUGGCUUACAGUAAGCUAAGAAUGAUAUUUACAUUGUUAAAUGCCUUUAAAAAAAAUAAAAA